This is a messenger RNA of Gracilinanus agilis (Agile Gracile Mouse Opossum), 1751 nucleotides long. RefSeq names its product ATP synthase F1 subunit beta (gene ATP5F1B). Gene Ontology annotation, biological process: proton transmembrane transport; proton motive force-driven mitochondrial ATP synthesis. NCBI's taxonomy places the organism in Eukaryota, Metazoa, Chordata, Mammalia, Didelphimorphia, Didelphidae. Gene Ontology annotation, molecular function: proton-transporting ATP synthase activity, rotational mechanism; ATP binding; ATP hydrolysis activity. The record is from RefSeq and is a predicted model, not a curated record. The transcript is spliced from 10 exons. Bases 23 to 1600 code for a protein of 525 amino acids.
CAGUCUCUCCCCAGACUCCGCCAUGUUGGGGCUCUUGGGCCGCGCUGUUGCCGCCUCGGCCUCGGGGGCCCUGCGGGGCCUCGGUGCUUCGGCGCCGCUGCCCCAGGCCCAGACCUUGCUACGGGCGGCCCCGGCCGCGGUCCAGCCGGCCCGGGACUAUGCUGCUGCGGCCCCCAAGGGCGGAGCCGCCAGUGGGCGCAUCGUAGCCGUCAUCGGGGCGGUGGUAGACGUGCAGUUCGACGAAGGCCUCCCCCCCAUCCUCAAUGCCCUCGAAGUGCAGGGCAGGGACACCCGGCUCGUUCUGGAGGUCGCCCAACACCUGGGUGAGAGCACAGUCCGGACCAUUGCUAUGGAUGGUACUGAAGGAUUGGUGAGAGGGCAGAAGGUCCUGGAUUCUGGUGCCCCAAUCAAAAUUCCUGUGGGGCCUGAGACUCUAGGAAGAAUCAUGAAUGUGAUUGGAGAGCCUAUUGAUGAAAGGGGUCCAAUCAAAACCAAACAGUUUGCUGCUAUUCAUGCUGAGGCUCCUGAAUUCAUGGAGAUGAGCGUGGAGCAAGAAAUCCUGGUCACUGGCAUCAAAGUUGUGGAUCUUUUGGCUCCCUAUGCAAAGGGUGGCAAAAUUGGUCUAUUUGGUGGUGCUGGUGUAGGUAAGACUGUAUUGAUUAUGGAGCUGAUCAACAAUGUUGCCAAGGCUCAUGGUGGUUAUUCUGUGUUUGCUGGUGUUGGUGAACGGACUCGAGAAGGCAAUGACUUGUACCAUGAGAUGAUUGAGUCUGGUGUCAUCAAUCUGAAGGAUGCCACUUCCAAGGUUGCAUUGGUGUAUGGCCAGAUGAAUGAACCACCUGGUGCUCGAGCCCGGGUAGCCUUGACUGGCCUCACUGUGGCUGAAUACUUCAGAGACCAAGAAGGUCAAGAUGUACUGCUUUUCAUUGACAAUAUCUUCCGAUUCACUCAGGCUGGGUCAGAGGUGUCUGCUUUACUAGGCAGAAUCCCUUCUGCUGUGGGUUACCAGCCCACUUUGGCCACUGAUAUGGGUACCAUGCAGGAAAGAAUUACCACAACCAAAAAGGGCUCUAUCACCUCUGUGCAAGCCAUCUAUGUGCCUGCUGAUGACUUGACUGACCCUGCUCCUGCCACCACCUUUGCCCACUUGGAUGCUACCACGGUGCUGUCCCGGGCUAUUGCUGAGCUGGGCAUUUACCCUGCAGUGGAUCCUCUGGAUUCCACUUCCCGAAUCAUGGAUCCCAACAUUGUUGGUAACGAGCACUAUGAUGUUGCCCGAGGUGUGCAGAAGAUCCUCCAGGACUACAAGUCCCUCCAGGACAUCAUCGCCAUCCUCGGUAUGGAUGAGUUGUCUGAAGAAGACAAGUUGACAGUGUCACGUGCCCGGAAAAUCCAGCGUUUCUUGUCACAGCCCUUCCAGGUUGCUGAGGUAUUCACAGGACAUAUGGGGAAGCUGGUCCCUCUGAAAGAAACCAUUAAGGGAUUUCAACAGAUCUUGGCAGGCCAGUACGACCAUCUCCCAGAGCAGGCCUUCUAUAUGGUAGGACCCAUUGAAGAAGCCGUGACAAAAGCUGAAAAACUGGCUGAAGAGCACUCAUGAGGGGCGCCUGCACCCACCACCCCUUCGUCCUCGCCUCCCCCCUUCCUUUGAUUCCACUUGGCUCAGCUGAACUCCACAAGAACUUUAUUGGGAAAGCUGUGUUCUGUCAAGGAAUAUUUAAAUUUUGAAUAAAAUUUACCUGUCACGGCCA